Molecule: messenger RNA, 4587 nt
Organism: Anarrhichthys ocellatus (wolf-eel)
Lineage: Eukaryota; Metazoa; Chordata; Actinopteri; Perciformes; Anarhichadidae
Gene: dgkab
Product: diacylglycerol kinase, alpha b
Exons: 24
Coding region: 173-2338 (721 amino acids)
Biological process (GO): phospholipase C-activating G protein-coupled receptor signaling pathway
Cellular component (GO): plasma membrane
Molecular function (GO): ATP-dependent diacylglycerol kinase activity; calcium ion binding
Source: RefSeq, a predicted model, not a curated record
CCGCCCAUUUCUUAAUCCCUUAUAUCCGCUAAUACCGCGACAGACGUUUUCCCACGAGCACCAACUGCCGUCAACCAACAUAUCAAAGUUCCGUGUUGUGAAGCUCCGAGUUCGGGACGCUUUUUAUCUAGCUCCGCUGAAGUCUGAGGAGAGAGGAAGUCAGCUGCUCGGCAUGGCCUCGUCUGACGAUACAGUAGGGUCUCUGACUCCCGUGGAUUUUAUCCAGUUGCAGCAUUACAUGGAAUACAGCAGUCGGAGGGUGAAAGAUGUGAUUAAGGAGUUUUACCCUGGUGGUCGGCUGGCUCAGCACGGCUUUGGAGAGUGCGUGGAUGCAGACGGUUUCUGUCUCUUUCUCAAGACCUACCUAGAAGUGGAUAACUUCCCUACAGACUUCUGCCAACGUCUUUUUCAAUAUUUUCAACAUGUGGAGCAUGAUGCGUCCAGCAAGAGCCGUCUGCCCAAAGGAGGUGGGGUCUUUCUUCGUGAUGUGUCCUGUUACUUCACAGUGCUGGAGGAAGGACAGCCACGCGAGAAGCUUGAAUUUACCUUCAAACUUUACGAUAAAGACUGCAACAAACUCCUGGACAGCUCUGAGGUGGAUUGUAUAAUCGCCCAGAUGAUGCGAGCUGCUGAUUACCUCGGCUGGGACGUGACUGAACUAAGACCAGUGCUCAAAGACAUGAUGACAGCGAUCGAUGUGGAUGACAGUGGGACUGUCACUCUGGAGGAAUGGGUGACGGGAGGCAUGAACAACGUGCCUUUACUUGUUCUGCUUGGACUGAAGAUGACGGAGAGCGAUGGACAGCAUAUUUGGAGGUUGAAGCACUUUAACAAGCCGACAUACUGCAGCGUGUGUCAGAGCAUGCUGCUCGGCCUCGGGAAGCAGGGACUCUGCUGCACCUUUUGCAAGUACACCAUCCACAGUCAUUGUGCCAACAGGAAUCCUGAACCCUGUGCCCGUACCUUUGUCGGAUCUAAAAAGGAAAUUGGUGUAGCAGCUCACGACUGGAUCAGAGCGGACUGUAAGUCCACCAAGUGUCAGGUCUGCCACAAGAAGAUCAAGACUUUAGCGGGGAGGCGUUGUGUGUGGUGCCAGGAAAUGCGUCACAAUGAGUGUAUUUUCUCUGGCUUAUCGUCCUGUGAUUGUGGGCCGCUGAGAGAUCAUAUACUUCCUCCGUGGGCCAUACAUGGUGUGUCAAAGGAAGAAGACAGCAGCUUGUUAAACGUCACCCCUGAUGGCCACAUCCUGCAGAUUGUUCCAAUUCUAGACACCCACCCUCUGCUGGUGUUUGUGAACCCAAAAAGUGGAGGAAAGCAGGGUGAACGAGUGCUCAGGAAGUUUCAGUACCUGCUGAACCCACGUCAAGUGUACAACCUUUCCAAUGGAGGUCCUGCUCCAGGACUACAAUUGUUCCGCAAUCUGCGCAAGUUCAGGAUCUUGGCGUGUGGAGGAGACGGCACCGUCGGGUGGAUCCUGGAUGCUAUAGACAAAGAAAACCUGCAGGUGCAUCCUCCAAUAGCUAUCCUGCCUCUGGGCACGGGGAACGACCUGGCUCGCUGUCUGCGCUGGGGAGGAGGCUACGAUGGGUCAGACUUGAGAGAGAUCCUGGAGGUGAUCGAAGCUAGCAUGUUGGUUCCCAUGGACCGCUGGAGCAUCCAGGUGAUACCAGACAACCCCCAAGAGGCUGGAGACCCUGUGCCCUACGAGAUCAUUAACAACUACUUCUCUGUUGGAGUGGAUGCCUCUAUCGCUCAUCGUUUCCACUCCAUGAGAGAGAAACACCCCCGGAGGUUCAGCAGCAGAAUGAAGAACAAACUUUGGUAUCUUGAGUUUGCCACGUCUGAGACCAUCUCUGCGUCUUGCAAGAGGCUGAAGGAUUGUCUCACGAUUGAGUGCUGUGGAAGGUCUCUGGACCUGGGCAGCAUGUCUCUCGAGGGCAUAGCUGUCCUCAACAUACCCAGCAUGCACGGAGGCUCCAACCUCUGGGGCGAGUCCAAGAAGCCUGAUAUCCGACCAUUGGUGGAGCCCAGUGAAGUUAUCACUGACCCUGAACUUCUUAAAACAAUCUCUCAAGAUAUGACUGACAAACACUUGGAGGUGGUGGGGCUGGAAGGAGUCAUAGAGAUGGGACAGAUCUACACUGGACUGAAGAGCGCCGGGCACAGACUAGCUCAGACUUCCCAAAUUACCAUCAGGACAAUCAAAGCCCUGCCCAUGCAAAUCGAUGGGGAGCCCUGGAUGCAGCCUCCAUGUACUAUCCACAUAACUCACAAGAACCAAGCUAACAUGAUGAUGGCUGCGCCAACAAAAUCACCCGGCCUCUUUCACCACAAGUAGAUCAAUGCUUCCACCGCACGCUCCAGUCUGCUAAGUGGCACCACACGGCACCUAUAUUACUGUAAUGAUGCAGGAUGAAAGAGAGACGUCCAUCUCUGAGUGUGUAACUGUGCGUUUCUUUUAUUCAGUAUUAGUGUGUAUGUUUUAUGCACUUAAUCCCUGAUAUAAUUCUACAUAAUUUCAGUAGUACAGACAUCUACACUGACUGAACGAAUCUAAAGAGCAAAUUUCACUUCUCAGUCUGAUUGUUGCUAUUGUGUGCCAACUUAAAUGUAAUGCAUUCAUUGUUUGUCAUUUAAAUAGCAGAGCAUGUUGUGUAUCUACAGUGUGUGGAUAAGGAAUAUAUUUGCUUAUGUUGUGAUUGUGUUGUGGUUAAUCACAUUUACAGUAGUUUCAUCUAUACUUCCUAAGGCAGCUGGUGAUAAACUGGCUUUGUUCAGCCUUCAGGGGUUCACAGCAGCUCACCUUGUUCAACAACACUAUUCUACCUGUCUGUUCCCGUGUCUUUCUGUCAGUUUUCGGUGUUCAUCCACCUGAAAGAAAUAUAUUAUUCAUCAUUAUUUCAGUGUAAAGGAAUGAUGUGAGAAACACUUCACUGAAUGUGACUGAAUGGAGUUUUAUAAAGAUUUUCUCUACAGUUUUAGUCCUGAAAGUGCUGGGCAGAGGGGGUUUGAUUGAGCUUUUAGUAGAAGUUUAGUAUAAAAAACAGCAUUCCACUGUAUUUAAUACAUUAAUGUUUCCUAUAUGUUGUUGUUCUGUAGCUUUGCAUACAAUUUUAUCUUUGGAUCAUCUUUGUAACAAGACGCUUCCAUUGCUUAGGCUUUCUUAAUUUAGUCACGCAAUACACAGAAGCCUUCAGAAAUGUAAUAAAAUAAGAUAUAUUCCACCGAAUAAUAUAUUUUGUGACUGGAAAAAUGGUGAUGUGAUGUGCAUUAUGUGUCUGUCAGCCAUCAGUUGUCUUGUGUUCAGUCUAUUAGUGCGUGCAGUAGUAGUACAUGUAUGUAACAUGCCUGCAUGUUCAGUUAUUAACUUGUCUUAAUGUCAGAUUGUGUAGCUGUCAUUUGCAUGUGUGUCUUGACAAUGUUGCAUACUCUGUGCUCAUACAGCAUCACAUUGACAACAUUUAUUGAAUUUUCCUCAGAAAUAAUUACAAUCUGUCGCCCCACUACAAGUCUCUUUGUAAUAUAAUGUCCGACCUGUUUAUAUGUGUUGCACUGUAUGUCGCAGCUGAAUAUGAAGCUCUCACACUGUAAUGAGACAGACUUCUACCAUAAGGUGCGACAGAAUGAGGAUACAAAAUAACACAUUUUCAUCUAAAUGUUAAACUCUUUUAAUGGACAAAUGCUAGAAUACCUGAAUGUUUACAUGGUCAUAAGAACCAUAUAAAUCACAGUUCUUAAUAACAUGCUGCUUCAACUGCUUUCAAAGUAGAAAGAACCAACAUUUGCCUGUAAAAACAUCUUUAAUACAGCUAAACUGUAAUCCCAUGCUUAUCUGCUAUAAAGAGUGUGUAUGGGUGCUUAUAUUUGAAAGUAUUGACUUGUGCAUUUAUUUAAAGUAUUAGGCUAUAUGUUUAUGUAAUAGUAAUGUGCAUUCAGCCCACUUAUUGAAAUUCUAAAUUUGAGUUGCUUAAAUCUCCCUAAAUCCAAAGCAUGGCAGCCUACAGUGAGGCAGGCUUUGCCUCAAUGUGGGAGGGAACGCAGGAGGCCUAAUCCAGAAGUGGUGAGGAGAAGUGGCAACAGAAAACGUUAGUGUGUGUGUGUGUCUGUGCGUGUGCGUGCACACAGCACACUUGAACUCUUGUGAGAAGGCAUCAGACAUUACACAUAAGGAGUCUCUGAUGAUGGAGGAAAGAGCAGAGAGUGGAGUUGGUGGAAAUGAAAGAUUAAUCAAAUAUAUUUCCAUCCUGCAGAUGAAAAUCAAAAUGCAAAUCUUAAAAAGUAGGUGAGAAAAUUUUAUAUUUAAAUGUGAAAUCUCCUUUGACUUUUUUUGAGUGUGAAAGGAGUAUCCAGUGCUGGCAAAGCAACAUCAUUUCAUUUCAUCGUUAAGUUUAAUUAAACAAAAGACACAAGACAAGUCUGUCAAAAUGUGCCAGUGCUAACUUAUGGUAACAUACUGUAUACAAACCAAUUCUAAACAUAAAUUUACUUAUUUCAAGACCAUACAAGAAACAAGUAAGAAUUCAGAUUGUUGUAUCCAGACUGUGGUCGAGCUUCAGGUGCAUAAAUGGACUACUUCACAGAAUUCGA